GGUGGUUGAGAGCAUUUUCGACGUCUGAAGGUGGUCCAGAGAUGACUCAACCACCGGUGCUCCAUGAUUGAUAGAAUAUAUUUUUGGAAUAAUGUCUUGCACCAGGUUACGGCACAUACCAUAAUUUGGAUGUAACAUGACCUUGACACAUAUACGCUCCAACCGCCGAGAUCUGCAGGCCGAUCAGGGCCAGCCCGGGGGAUAGGGAGGGUCGGAUGCAGUGGACGCAAUGGACGCAGUAUUAUGCACAGUAGCGAGGGUGCCGACACCGCUCUUUAUCAGCCCUUCCGUGCUGACGGCAAUCCUUUGGCGCGGCUUCCCUUCCACAAUCCCGCCAAUCUGGGGAUCGUCACGCUGCGGAAUCGCGCAACAUGGCAUGAACUUCCAUGCUGCAGCAGGGAUUUCCUCCUUGAGGCUUAUGGCCCAUCUGGCGGUAAGCAGAAGAGAUCUGCAUCUCAGCCAUGUCCAAUAGCGCCCACUUGCUUGCCCGUUUUGGUAGUCGAGUUGUGCCAGCCUUGCAAGCGUGGGGGGCCUAAGCAUACCGUCAACCAUUCACGUCAGCUUGUUGGUCUCGUCCCACCUGCAACGGCCAGAGAAAUCGUGCAGAACCAUGACUCGAAGUCGCAUUUUUGUUAUCCCUUUUUUUGUCUUCCGUUUGUGAUACAUCCUCGAUGUCCCCUGUCCUUCAUACUUUCUUUUUCGAUUCUCUAUUUUUAUGCGGGACUUGGUGAGUCCGCGGCCCUCCCUGAGGCUGAGACCUCUGCCUAGACAGGGAGCCUCCCACGACACGCGAAUGCCGCAUGCAUAUUGUGCUGCAUACUCAACUACCGCGCAACUAUAGUCCUGGGUCUGUGAGCUAACAUUCUAGCCCGAGCUAUCUUGUCAGCA
Aspergillus fijiensis CBS 313.89 is the source of this 888-nucleotide messenger RNA. RefSeq lists its product as uncharacterized. The record is from RefSeq and is a predicted model, not a curated record. Lineage: Eukaryota; Fungi; Ascomycota; Eurotiomycetes; Eurotiales; Aspergillaceae. The transcript has a single exon. Bases 244 to 768 code for a protein of 174 amino acids.